This is a messenger RNA of Pocillopora damicornis (cauliflower coral), 8481 nucleotides long. RefSeq names its product dnaJ homolog subfamily C member 13. NCBI's taxonomy places the organism in Eukaryota, Metazoa, Cnidaria, Anthozoa, Scleractinia, Pocilloporidae. The record is from RefSeq and is a predicted model, not a curated record. Gene Ontology annotation, biological process: regulation of early endosome to late endosome transport; endosome organization; receptor-mediated endocytosis. Gene Ontology annotation, cellular component: endosome membrane.
CGUAAACCAAGAUGGCCGACCCUUCCCCCUAAUAUGAUGAGGGACGUGAUCACGUUCCUUCCUGGCUAGGAUUUACUUAGAUUCAACUGAAACUCAAGCUAAGGAUGGCUACAGUCUGGGGGAACGAGGACGUAGCCUGCUACUUCACCACGAAGCAUUCGUGGCGCGGAAAAUACAAGAGGAUCUUCUCCAUUGGAACGAAAGGAAUUACAACGUACAAUCCGUCCAACCUCGAGGUCACAAAUCAGUGGGCAUACAAUGACUUCUGUAGAAUUGCACCAAGUGCAAAGGCUCCUAGUGAGCUGAUCAUAACUAUGAAGAAAACUGGUGCAAGUAAAAAGAUCCAGAGUAUGACAUUCUCCACAGAGCACAGGGCUGAUCUUUUGACAGAGGCUCUUAGAUUUCGUAAAGAGUUCUCAGACUUCAAAGCAGGAAGUGAAGUGCGUUUCAAUGGAUACAAAUAUCAUUGGAGUGACACAAGGCUGCCAAUAGUGUUAGAGGUUACACCUUGUUCUUUGGACCAAAUUGAUCCUACAACAAGAGAAAAGCUGUGUUCAUAUGAUUAUAAGGAUUUGGAAGGUGUUGUGCAGGUGUCAGACUAUCCUGGUGGAAUUGCCAUUGUUUAUGGUGGUUUCAGUAGACUUCAUCUCUUUGCACUGGAACAGAGAGAAGAGUUAAUGAAGAAAAUGUCAGAAUAUGCAAUGGCACAUGUUGGAGUUGCAAUCAAACAGAGAAGUAAGCCUAUAACAUUUGAGGAGUUUCAAAGCCACAAAUUUGGAAAAUUCAGUGAAGAUGAGCACAUCACAUCCAUAGCUGAGUUCAAAGUUCAGAAAAUUUCACCCAGACAUCAUGAUCCUGUUGUUCGCACAUUGUGUCUAUCAGAGACAUGCAUGAUAGAAAGAGACCCUGCAACAUACAUUAUUGUGAGCUGUCAUCCCCUCUCUGAUGUAUUUGCCAUCAUCCGUUCAAAUGAUAAUCCUCAAAUGUUCACCAUAGAGUUUGUCCGUGGAGCAACAAAGAGGUUCAUGUCAACUGAAAGGGACUCACUGUUGGCCAGUCUGCUUGAUGGAGUUCGUGCCAGCGGUAACAGGGAUGUCUGUGUCAAAAUGAAACCUACCAUUAGAGGUUUUAGAUUUGCACCAGUCAUUUCAACAGUGGAUGAGGAAGUUGAAAGUCAACAUCUCAGAUUUCUUGCAGUUCCUCCAGCCACAUUUGCAGAAGCAGUUGAAAGAUUUAAUAGCAAUAUUCCUUACAAUGGAUUGCUCCAUGCAGUCACACAAGAUGGGCUGUUUGCUGAAAACAAGGAAAAGCUCAUAACAGGAGCAAUCACUGCACUUUUAGCAAUGGAAGGUGACCAGAACACCAUCUCUGUAGAAGAUUUAGAAGGACAGUUUCAAGCCAUUCGCAGACUUGUUGCUUCAAAAGCAGGAUUUGAAGCCUUCACAACUCUACCCAAGUUCAGAGACAAGCUUGGAGUGAAGGUUGUAAAAGCUCUGAAAAGGAAUGAUGAUGGAGUCACACAUGCUGCUAUUGAUAUGCUCUGUGCUUUGAUGCAGCCCAUGCACGACAAUUAUGACCUUAGACAGGAACAGAUGAAUAAGUCUUCACUUGUGUCAUCCAGGAAAUUCCUUGGCACGUUGUUAGAUAUCUUCACUACACAUGUAAAUAGAAGCACAGGGGCUCUUGUUGUUAGUUCACUUCUGGACUUCCUAACAUUUGCAUUGUGUCCACCAUACAGCGAAACCACAGAAGGAACACAGUUUGACACUUUGCUGGAAAUGGUUGCAGAUCUUGGGCGAAAUAUUUUUAGGCUUUUUCAGCAUCCAUCCAUGGCAAUUGUCAAAGGAGCUGGCAUGGUUAUGAAAGCUGUCAUUGAGGAAGGAGAUUCAGAGAUUGCAGCGAAAAUGCAGGAUCUUGCAUUGGCAGAGGGAGCCCUUCCUAGGCAUCUUCACACAGCCAUGUACACACAAAGUACAGACAGUAGGCUACUCACAAACAGGCAGCUCAGCAGACACUUGGUAACCCUGUGGGUGACUGGCCAUCCCACUGCGAUGGGUCUUCUGAAGAGGAUCAUGCCUGCGGGUCUAAUGAACUACCUUGAAUCAGAGGAGAAGGUCCCAGAAGUGGAGUUAGAUAAACUGCAUGUCAGAGACAACGUCAAACUUGCUGAGGAUUCUUCCAAACCCAAGAAACAUCAGUACCUUGUGCAACUGGAUGUUGUGCUCACUCACUGGAGGACGAAAAUGGGACUGAAAUCAAAAGAAACAAACCAGAAACCUGUCAUUUUAAGGAAAAGAAGGCAAAGAAUCAAGAGUGAUGCAAACUGGGAACUCUUCUAUUACAAAUUCAAUCAAGAUCAUUCCAUGCCUAAUCUUAUCUGGAACUACAAGACGAGGGAAGAACUGAGAGAAGCCUUAGAGGCAGAGAUGAGAGCAUUUGCCGUGGACAAGGAUCUUGGAUCAAAUCAUGUCAUCUCUUGGAAUCACCAAGAAUUUGAAGUGAGAUACGAGUGUCUUAGUGAAGAGAUAAAAAUUGGAGACUACUACCUCAGGCUGCUUCUCGAGGAAGAGGAAGGAAAAACUAUGAUUCACAAUUCGUUGGAGUUCUUCAAUGAUCUUUACCACAGAUUUCUUCUCACUCUGAAGCCUGCCAUGAAAGCCAUGUGCUUACAAGCCAUGACCAAGGUAUACAGCAAAUGCUAUGAUGAAAUUGGUGCCUUCAAUGACACACGAUACAUUGUUGGAAUGCUUGAGAAGACAACAGACAGAUUGGAGAGAGAUCGCCUUAUACUCUUUUUGAAUGCACUGAUCAAAAACAAGAAAAAUGUUAAAGAGAUGAUGGAUGUGAAUGGAAUCAGAGUUCUUGUGGAUCUUCUUACACUGGCCCAUCUUCACACUUCAAGAGCUGUAGUGCCACUACAGAGUAAUCUGCUUGAGGCAUCUCCUGAAAUGAUGCAGCGUGACAGUGAAAAAGAGUGGUACUAUGGAAAUAAGGAGAAAGAGAGGCUGGGGCCUUUCAGCUUUAAAGAGAUGAAGGAUAUGUCAGCUGAAGGAAUUCUCCGACCUGAAACAAAGUGCUGGGCUCAGGGUAUGGAUGGAUGGAGACCACUUCAGAGUAUUCCGCAGCUCAAGUGGUAUCUACUGGCAACAGGCAGUGCAGUAAUGAAUGAAACAGACCUGGCUGUCUUGAUCUUGAACAUGCUGAUUAAGAUUUGUGAAUUUUACCCCAACAGAGAUGUUGAUGGUGCCAUAGUGCGGCCACUUCCAAGAGCGAAGAGAAUGUUGUCAGAAGCUACAUGCUUGCCGCAUUUAGUUCAGCUUUUGUUGACCUUUGAUCCUAUCAUUGUGGAAAAAGUGGCCAUUCUUCUUCUAAAUAUGAUGGUGGACAACCCCAUCCUUCCACGAUUGUAUCUUACUGGAGUGUUCUUCUUUAUAAUGAUGUACACUGGGUCAAAUGUUCUCCCCAUUGGAAGAUUUUUGAAAGAAGUACACACUAAACAGGCCUUCAGAUCUGAAGAGAGUCAACAGUCAGAUUUAUUCCAGAGGAGCAUAAUCGGGCCCAUUCUCCCGGAGGCCAUGGUCUGUUAUCUGGAAAAUCAUGGUCCUGACAAGUUUGCUGAGAUUUUCCUUGGCGAGUUCGACACACCAGAAGCUAUUUGGAACAGUGAAAUGAGGCGGCUGAUGAUAGAGAAGAUUGCUACUCACUUAGCGGACUUUUCACCAAGAUUACAAAGCAACACUAGGGCCUUGUACCAGUAUUGUCCUAUCCCAGUCAUAUCCUAUCCUCAACUGGAGAAUGAACUGUUCUGUAAUAUCUUCUAUCUGAGGCAUCUGUGCGACACAGAAAAGUUUCCUGAUUGGCCAAUCAGAGAACCGAUUCGGCUGCUCAAGGACAUUCUAGAAGCGUGGAAAAAGGAAGUGGAAAAGAAGCCUUCGACAUUGACGGUAGAUGAAGCAUAUGACGUUUUGAAAGUCAAAAGAGACCCUUCAGGACUUGUUGAUGAGGCGAAAGUUAGAAAAGCUUACUUUAAAAUGGCGCAGAGGUACCAUCCAGAUAAGAAUCCAGAAGGAAGGGACAUCUUUGAGAAAGUGAACAAGGCUUAUGAGUUCCUCUGUUCCAAAUCCUCUAAACAAGUUCAAGGCCCAGAUCCGCAUAAUAUUGUACUUAUUCUCAAGGCUCAGUCCAUUUUAUUCAAGCGACACAAAGAUGACCUUCAGCCAUAUAAAUACGCCGGCUACCCGAUGUUGAUUAAGACCAUCAGACUCGAGACCGUGGACAGCAGUUUGUUUUCAAAGUCAGCACCGCUUCUUACAGCUGCCAGUGAACUGGCUUAUCACACGAUCAACUGCUCAGCGCUAAAUGCCGAGGAAUUACGUAGAGAAAGCGGAAUUGAGGCACUUCAAGAGGCUUAUGACCGUUGCUUACUGGCUAUUACUGGCAUGACUGAACCGAACGCCAUUCCAGUCCAAGUUUGCACUCACAUCACGAGGUGCUACACAGUGGCAGCCCAGUUUGAAGAGUGCCGGGAGAAGAUCACUGAGAUGCCAGAUGUUAUCAAAGAUCUUUGUCGCGUCCUUUAUUACAGGAAUCUUCCAGCGCUCAAUUCUGUUGCAGCAGAAUGUGUCAGUGCUUUCUCUGUGGAUUUCUGGCUUCAAACCCAACUAUUACAGGCUGGUGUACUCUGGCAUCUACUCUUGUUCGUGUUCAGUUACGAUUACACACUGGAUGAAAGUGGAGUGGAGAAAAGUGCAGAAACCAACCAGCAGGAAACUCUGAACAGUCUUGCUCGUCUGAGCAUCGAUGCUCUGGCUCGACUGGGAGGAUAUUUGACUGACGAAAAUAAAACCCCUGAGAAUCCAGCCAUACGAAAGUCUUUGUCCAGUAUGUUCACACCGUAUAUCGCCAAACAACUCAGCAAUGAUAACCCAAAGGAGAUCUUAAAGUUGCUGAACAGUAAUACAGAAAAUCCUUAUCUCAUUUGGGAUAAUGCUACACGUGCAGAACUGACUGAGUUUCUCGAAGCCCAACAACUACGAAAGAUCAAGACGGGCGACUGUGAUACUUCGUUUGGGGCACGCUUCGCCUUCUCAGUUUUCAGUGAAGAACUUAUCGUUGGCGAAAUCUUUGUUCGUAUUUACAACGAGCAGCCUCUGUUUCCACUUGAGGCCCCAUUAAAAUUCGCAGCAGAUCUGAUCGACUUUCUUGGUUCGGAAGCACAGUACCUUCAUUCCGUUAUGGCGUUGACGGCUUCGGAACUGGAUCUCAAGAAGAACCAAAAAAGACUGGACGCUAGUGUUAUGGCCCUGGAGGCACUACGAAACGUUAUCAAGAACAACGCAGGCACCGAAGCUCAAUGCAUAGGACAUUUUAGGCUUAUUUUCUCAUUACUUCGAAUGACUAAAGCAACAAAACUCCAGAAGUUUGCUCUUGAGGUCAUUUCGUGCACAACAGCCAACAAGAACUGUGUUUCCAGUAUUGCUGAUUCAGACAUUCUUGGCUUCUUAUUCCUUACGCUCCACACGCUUCCUUCAGAUCGGUUGUUGACAGUUGAUACCAUGCAUGCACUUUGCUCCAACACGAAGAUUGUCAAGGAGACAAUGCACAAAGGUGGUCUUAUCUAUCUUCUUGACCUGUAUACUAAUGGUACAAACCCAGUGGUGCGGGAAAGGUCAGCGGAGUUGUUUGCGAAGAUGAUGUCGGACAAGCUAAUUGGACCAAAAGUCAAGAUCGUGUUGUCCAAAUUCCUGCCCGCCAUCUUUAUGGACGCCAUGAGAGAUAGCGCACAAGCCAGUGUGCACAUGUUUGAAGCAAAUCAGGAGAAUCCGGAGUUGAUAUGGAAUACAGAAGCCAGAGAGAAAGUCUGUUCGGUGGUGAAAGAGCUGAAAGACAGACAUUAUCAGGAGCAGAAAGACAAUCCCGACAUCCAGUGGAAGCUUCCUGACAACUUCGAAGUGAUGUUUGACGAAGCUGCUGGAGAAUUAAUCGUGGGUGGAAUUUACCUCAGAUUGUUCAUACAGCAACCGGCUUGGGUUCUGCGGAAGCCAAAAGAAUUCCUUGUUGCUCUUCUACAGAAGUUUAUUGAACUACUCUCAAAAUCUUCUCAUGGUGAGACUCUGGAGACUGUUACCCAGGCCACUCUAUGUCUUUUCACUGCGCAACCACAACUCGGAGACCAGGUUCCAGGUCUCGGCCACAUUCCUAAUUUGGUCAAGGGUAUGAGCUCCAGUAAUGAUGCAGUCAUCAAGUCCGCUGUACAAGUGGUUCAUUUACUCUCACCUAACGAGAUUUGUGUUCGAAGCAUGGCCCAGGUGACUGAUUGCAUCAGUCACGUGAUCAAAGGAAUGGACGCGAGACCAGAUGUAGUGGGUUUGGCUUGUGAAGCGCUUCACAGAAUGUUCGAAAAGAAUCACACAGAGCUUGUUGCGCAGGCGCUCAAAUUUGAGUUAGUCCAGUAUCUUUUAAACCUUCUGAACGGAGCGCUCAAAACUGUAGAGAAUCCUGCAGCCACCAAAGCUCAAAUUGUCAAGGCUCUGAAGGCGAUGAUACGUGACUUGACCCACGGCGAGGAGAUCAACAAGAUUCUGGAAGCUUCUACAGUGUGGGCCUCGUACAGAGACCAGAAACACGAUCUCUUCAUAUCGGACAAACCUGUGGCUGGCUACCUGACAGGGGGCGCUGGAGUUGCUGGCUACCUGACAAUGGGCUCUGGCAAUGCGAGCACCAUGUCCAGCGUGCCCCCGCCUGUGGACCGAGUGGAGAAUGGAAGCUGAUGUCACGUGACAUUGGAUGGUGCCAGUCAAUAGUUAAUUAGGCAGGCUGUGUUUACUCGAGCGUGACAGAGGAUACUUUGUACUUCCUACAUCACCAAAACUAUUACAAAUGUCAAAGUUUUUUCAUGAAUUAUUUAUUAUAUUAAUUUUUGUUCAUGUUGCGAAUUCUUAUCCAGAUGAUUACAAACUUUUUCCGAAUGGAAGGCUGUUCGCAGUUUUCGUAACUGAUACAUUCAUCUAGCGGAUUUGACAAAAUUUUGCAACAGAGUUUCGUCCAAGGAAUCGUGUGUUUACUGCGUUUUUCAGCGGUGAGCACAACUGAAUUUUUUUUUUCUUUUUCAUAUGUAAACCUUCGCCGCAAUUCUGAAAAUUCUCUUCCUUUAUAACUUUCACAUAUACUUGUAAUUAUAUUUUAGGCAACUCGCUAUAGAAUUCCCGUAAACCUUCUCCACUUUGGUGAUUGUAUGAAGGUUUAAAGGACACAUUGCGUGACUCACGGUAUGAAACUUUUGUGCGUCACGCCGCAUUUUUGCACGCUCAUUCGAACACAGCCUUUUAUUAAGAAUUGACGCAAAUAUUCUUUGGUGAUGAACAUUGCAAUUCUGCACAAAUCCAAUCGGGUUUGUCGAAGCCAGUUUCCAAAUUUAGAUUCAUUCGAAAAAUCCAUGUUUCGUGAUAUUUUAUUUUAACUGAAAAUGUCGCAAAGAAGGCUUAAAAACAUGUUAUUCAAGUCGAAGUAGAUCAUCUGUGGCGUCGAUUUGCGUUUCAUGCUGUUGAAAUAUUUACGGGUAGCCAGAAAUAAGUACAAAUUAAGAAACAAAUAAUUUAUUUUAAUUUUCACAGAAAAUAAGUGGUUAUAGUUCUCUCUCAUUUGGUAAAGUCGCGAAACAAAGUCACGUUUAGCUCAUUAACCCACAGGAUCGUUUAAAAAUUCCCUUUUCCAACAGCCGCACAUUUUCCCGGAAAUGGGUGAGGAGAAUUUAAUAUGUUAUCACAGCUGAUCAGUAUGUUAAUUCUUAUCACCUGUUUUCUGGGUAAGGAAUUGACCUUGCUAGCAGAAGCUAUCUGUAUCACUUCGACUAGUUUAAGCGAUCACUCAGAGUAAACCACAAGGUGACUAAUUCAAGAAAUUAAGAUUUAGGUACAUUCUGUGGUAAUGUUUUCCACUUCGCCCUGUAUUUGGAAAACCGAAAAAUUGCCCUUUUUUUUUUUUGUAAAACUUUGAUAUUUUCAAUGUGAUUAGAGAGAUUUGAAAUUGCCAGCCAGUUCUUUUAAUUGUAGCAUGCGAAAUUUGUGACUUAUAGCAAAAUCUCAAACCAGGAGAGAACAUAGCCAACGGAAUUUAACGGUUUUCUAAAAUGUUUGCAAAGUUGCUGCGAAUCCAGUCAUCCUAAAAAUAAGACAUUAGAUCUAUCAUUAUUCAAUUGAAUAAAUGACCAGUUAAAACGCUCGUAAGCGCGGGAAAGUGCAUAAUAAGUUGAAGUAGACCUGCGAGAGAAGCAAAUUUUCUGUAGAAAGUAAUUCACCAAUAAAAAACAAUGCUCUUUUGUUUUACCGACACUAAUUAAAUUGGACGUUAAUUCGGUAAAAUUAGGUCAAUGUAUUAUAACAGAAAAGUAGAACUGUCUUUUUUAUUCUAAAUAGAUCAAAGUUUAGAAAUAUAUUUUAAAAAAAUGGCAUGAUUGUUUGAAUAAACCAUAUUUGGAAAAUU